AUGUUUAUCGAGAGCUUUAAGGUCGAGAGCCCGAAUGUCAAGUACACCGAUGGUGAAAUUCGAUCUGUAUACAGCUACGAGACGACAGAGCUUGUUCACGAGAACAGAAAUGGCGCUUACCAGUGGAUUGUGAAGCCCAAGACUGUGAAAUACGAGUUCAAAACCGAUUCCAGUGUCCCCAAAUUAGGGGUUAUGCUUGUUGGCUGGGGAGGUAACAAUGGCACGACGCUUACAGGUGGCGUCAUUGCAAAUCGGGAGGAAUUUAAGGAGAAAAACAAGGUUGAUAAGGUGGUUGUGUUGUGGACGGCAAACACAGAGAGGUAUAGCAAUGUUGUGGUUGGGCUAAAUGAUACAGUCGAGAGCUUGAUGGCCUCAGUUGAUAGAAAUGAGGCUGAGAUAUCCCCUUCAACUUUGUAUGCCAUAGCCUGUGUGCUUGAAAAUGUUCCCUUUAUCAAUGGCAGCCCACAAAAUACUUUUGUUCCAGGGUUGGUUGAUUUGGCCAUUCAGAGGAACAGUUUGAUUGGAGGUGAUGAUUUCAAGAGUGGCCAGACCAAGAUGAAAUCUGUGCUAGUCGAUUUUCUUGUUGGAGCUGGUAUCAAGCCAACCUCGAUUGUGAGCUACAAUCAUUUGGGAAACAAUGACGGAAUGAAUUUAUCGGCCCCACAAACUUUCCGGUCUAAAGAAAUCUCAAAAAGCAACGUUGUGGAUGAUAUGGUUGCUAGCAACGGCAUUCUUUAUGAGCCUGGAGAACACCCAGAUCAUGUCGUUGUUAUCAAGUAUGUGCCGUAUGUUGGGGACAGCAAGAGAGCCAUGGACGAGUACACGUCGGAGAUUUUCAUGGGAGGCAAAAGCACCAUUGUUUUGCACAACACUUGUGAGGACUCACUUUUAGCAGCUCCCAUUAUCUUGGAUUUGGUCCUGCUUACCGAACUCAGCACACGCAUUAAGCUCAAAGCCGAAGGCGAGAGCAAAUUUCAUUCUUUCCACCCUGUGGCCACCAUCCUCAGCUACCUCACCAAAGCCCCUCUUGUGCCACCUGGAACACCAGUCGUAAAUGCGCUAUCCAAACAGCGUGCAAUGCUUGAGAACAUAUUAAGGGCUUGUGUUGGAUUGGCUCCGGAAAACAACAUGAUUUUGGAAUACAAGUGA
Molecule: messenger RNA, 1149 nt
Organism: Striga asiatica
Lineage: Eukaryota; Viridiplantae; Streptophyta; Magnoliopsida; Lamiales; Orobanchaceae
Source: the annotation of a GenBank genome assembly